Messenger RNA from Drepanopeziza brunnea f. sp. 'multigermtubi' MB_m1, 705 nucleotides. RefSeq lists its product as uncharacterized. Gene Ontology annotation, biological process: ribosome biogenesis. Gene Ontology annotation, molecular function: RNA binding. The record is from RefSeq and is a predicted model, not a curated record. Lineage: Eukaryota; Fungi; Ascomycota; Leotiomycetes; Helotiales; Drepanopezizaceae. Gene Ontology annotation, cellular component: ribonucleoprotein complex; nucleolus.
AUGGGUAAAGACAAGUCCGAGAAGCGCGACAAGAAGGAGAAGAAGGAGAAGAAGGAGAAGCGCAGCGAAGUCGACGGCGUCAAGAAGUCCAAGAAGGAGAAGAAGUCCAAGCUCAAUGGGGACAACAUAGCAGCUGCGAUCGAGGAGGUGACCAAGGUCAAGGCGCCAGCCCCGGCGGAGGAGCAGGAGAAGAAGAAGAAGGAGAGCGUGCAGGCGGUCAUCGAAACCGCAGGAGAGGCCGUCGCGACCAAGCCCGUGGGUGCGCUGGUGCCGUUCGCAGCUCCCUUGGCCGACGAGAAGGUCGCGAAGAAGGUGCUCAAGAGCGUCAAGAAAGCCGCAAAGAACAAGACGCUCAAGCGCGGAGUCAAGGAGGUCGUCAAAGCCCUGCGCAAGUCUCCUCAGGGUGCCGGCAACGUCGUUGUCCCGGGUGUGGUGAUCCUCGCUGCAGAUAUCUCCCCCAUGGACGUUAUUUCGCAUAUUCCCGUCCUCUGCGAAGACCAUAACGUACCCUACAUCUUCGUCUCAAGUCGUGCAGAGUUGGGUGCAGCGGGUAACACGAAACGGCCUACGAGUGUAGUGAUGGUCUCCGAGGCGCGAGUGGGCUCCAAGAAGACCGAGAAGAUCGAGGGCGACGAGGAAUAUGGAGAUGUGUACAAGGAUCUGGUGAAGGUUGUCGAGAAGGAAACAAGGAACGUCCGAGUAUGA